AAUGUUCAUUCCUGUAAAACUUUUGCAGCUACGCUGACACACCACUUAAGAACAGGUUCAGGGCAGGCCUAGUUUCACUGAACGUGUCCAGCUCAGGACAGGAUUCCUACUGCUGCAGAGAGGGGAGAUGUGGCGGAGCUCGGGCCAGAGGUGCUGUUCUUGACCUAAGAGGUCCACCUUUCUUGACCCGGGAAGCUCCAGGCUGGAGCCUUUUUCAGUUGACUCAGCUACAUGCCUCCUAACUUCCAUGUUUCUCUUUUGAAGGUACUCAGAUGCUGCUGGAGGCAUGUGCUCGUGGUAAUGUUCAGCACUUCAUCUACACCAGCACCAUAGAGGUGGCAGGCCCAAACUGCAAGGGUGACCCAAUUUUCAACGGUGAUGAAGAUACACCUUAUGAGAGUACAUCCCAAUUUCCUUAUGCUCAGAGCAAGAGGCUGGCCGAGGAAUCUGUGCUGAAGGCAGACGGCCAGAUGUUGAAGGAUGGAGGCGUGCUCGUGACCUGUGCCCUGAGAUCCAUGUACAUUUUUGGAGAAGGAUGUCCAUUUCUUCAAGGUCAUUUGGAUAAGUGUCUACUGAAUAAAAACGUCUACCUGCGUUUCUCCAGGAAGGAGGCUUUAGUAAACCCUGUGUACGUGGGGAACAUUGCCUGGGCACACGUGCAGGUGGCCAAAGCUUUGCAGGUCCCACAGAAAGCCAGACACAUCAGGGGGCAGUUCUACUACAUCUCAGAUGACACUCCUCACAUGAGCUACGCAGACCUAAAUUACGAGCUGACCAAGGAGCUGGGCUUUGGAAUUGAGCCCUGGCUCCCCAUGCCUCUGACAAUGCUGUAUUACUUCUCACUGCUGCUGGAGAUGGUGAGCUUCGUGCUCAGGCCCUUUGUCAGGUACAUCCCCUCAACCAACCGCCACCUGGUCACUCUGCUGAACACCCCCUUCACUUUCUCCUACAGAAAGGCACAAAGGGAUUUUGGCUACGUGCCCCGUUACACGUGGGAAGAGGCAAAGAGGUACACCAGCCAGUGGAUUGCCUCCAUUGUCCCACAGAGGAGGGAGUACUUAAAAAGCAAGAAAGCCUAAAUGCUAA
Phasianus colchicus (ring-necked pheasant) is the source of this 1086-nucleotide messenger RNA. The record is from RefSeq and is a predicted model, not a curated record. Lineage: Eukaryota; Metazoa; Chordata; Aves; Galliformes; Phasianidae.